CGCAUGCGUGUUGCUCUCUCAUCUCUCGGGCCUUGCACUAUUGGCUCCUGCAUUCUGUUCCCGCUGGGAGCGGCCAGAGCUCCGGGUCUGGGGGGAUCCCGGGACCUUGUAGGUCUGCGUCACCAUUGCGUGUCAUCCCGUGGUGCGUGACGUAACUGUGUGACGCAAUGUGCUCCAUGUGAGGCGCUUCUGCCUGCUGUUACGUCACUAGUGUGAGCUCUGACAUCACUUGAGGCGACAGCUGAGUGAUGUAAGUGGCAUUUGCAGGGUGUGCGCAGGCUCCAGCCCCUCCCCAGGCCCCCGGGCCGCCAGACAAACAUGGACGCCCCCUGCAAGCUGGAUAACAAGAACACGCUGAAGAAGACCAAGUUCGACCUGCGGAUCAUCCAGUCGUACCUGCUGAAGGCCGGCGAGGCGCGGGAGCUGCUCAAGAUCCCGGUGGAGCCGCUGGACGACCACCUGGCCAACUUUAUUAGCACUCACCGGAAGCAGGACGGCUCCGAGUACGAGCCCGGAACCCUGCGGGGCAUUCUGGGAAGCCUGGACCGCCACUUUGAGAAAUCCAACUACCCCUACGCCAUCUACCGCUCCCGAGAUACCAAGUUCCGUAAGACGGUGAAGGCCAUGAAGGAGAAACAGAGUUACCUGAAGAAGAUGGGGAAAGGGAACCACCCGCACCACACGGAGCCCCUGACGGAGCGAGAGAUCGAGCUGCUAUACACCUCCGGCACCAUCGGCAUGCACAGCCCCGCCGCCCUCCUACACAUGCUCUUCUUCAACAUCGGCCUCCACUUCAGCCUCCGCGCCAUGGAGCAGCACAGCCUCAUGUGGGGGGAAAUCGUCCUCAAAGCCGACUCCCAGGGCAGGAAAUACCUGGAAUACACCAAGAAGCUUUUCUCCGGCAGGAAUUCUGGGAAGCUGCACCCGUCGGAGACCAUGAAGAUGCAGAUCUACGAGAGCCCGGAGCAGCCGGACCGCGACGUCGUCAGGGCCUACGAGAAGUACGCGCUGGAGAGGCCGGAGAAGAUGAAGCGCAAGGAAGCCCCCUUCUAUCUGACCCCCCAGUCCGACUGCCGGCCGGGCUACGCCUGCUGGUAUAAGAGCCUUCCCAUGGGGGAGAACAGGAUCCGGAGCAUCAUGAAGAACCUCAAAGCCGCGGCAAAGUUACCCCCUCAGAAGAGAGUCAUGAGUCACAUUUCUUUGAAGUCCCUGAGGGCCAAGAGUCUGGAUCUCGCUGGGCCGAGACUCAAGGAUGUGAAGAAUGAACCGGCCAACUCGCCUGUGAAUGGGGGCCCCCCGGGAAAUACUGGGGACUCGUCGGAUCCGGAGAGUGAACACAAGCAGAGGAAGGGCAGUAGCCGGGGCAGCCGGGUUCCUAUAGCUCGGGCCUUCUCCUCCCCAGGUAGCCCUCGCUGCACUCUCUCCAGCCACAAGGCCAAGCGGGGGAAAGACGACUGGGAACUUAAUCUGGAAAAUUCCCUGAAUCUGGAGGCAGAUUCCGAAGAAAACAGCCUUUUCCCCCAGCAGGUGUCGGUUACGUUCCACGACGUGGCUGCCUGCUUCUCGGCGAAGGAAUGGGCUCGGCUAGAGGACUGGCAAAAGGAACUGUACCGGAACGUUAUUCGGGAGAUCCACGCCACUCUGGAGGCCAUGGGUUGCACCAUUGCCAAUUCGGACGUGCUGCUGAAGAUUAAAGAAGACGACGCCGGCGGCAGCAGGAAGGACAGUGACAAGACCGACACCGGCACAGCACCCAGCGGCACCUUCAGCCCCGACAUCCUCCUGAGAAUCAAGCAGGACGAGCUGCCCGACUGGAGGGACGUGGAUGUGGCUGUGAAGGAGGAGGAGCUUGAUACGUCCAACUCCAGCAUCCCAGUGUUUGACCCCGACCUCUCCAUGUGGAUCUUUAAGGAAGCGCCAGAAUUGUGCCCAUCGGAAAAUGCCAGUGACCAAGUGCUGCCCAGUGAUGCCGAUGAGGAAGGCCACAUCCCACUCGCCAUCCCAGAGCCGGAGAUAUCUGCCCCGUUCCCUUUCCCAGAAGCCCCCCGCCCGGGCAAGAGGAAGAGGCGCCCCCCGCAGAGGCGGAGCAGCGAGCAGAGGCCGGACACAGACGACGAGGAACCCCUAGAUUUCCUGGGGGAACCCCAGCCCCCCCUGCCGUACAGUAACCCCUCCCCGGAGGACAGCACUGAUUGGAUGCCCCACGAGCGCCUGUACCAAUGUGACCUGUGUGAGAGGGGCUUCAGCGACCGCUGCUUCCUGCCCGGUAGGGCCCCCCUGUCCUGCCCUCAGUGUGGGGGCACCCUCAACCCCCUCUAUAGCCAAUCACAAUGCACUAAUGCCCACCUUGCUCAGACUCUGCAGCUGUGCGCCCCCCCGGGGGGUACGGGGCUGUCCCACCCCAUGCAGGGGCCGGUGGGCUGAUCCCAGCUAAGCUCCGCCUACCUUGUAUCCACACUGGAUUAAUUUAUUCAUUGGUCGGUUGUUGCUGCCCAACCCGUGGCGCCGGUUCUGUACAGGAGGGAGAGCCGCUGUGGGCUGCACUAGGAAUAAGCACUGGCUGUAUCGCUAUGGCCUUUCUCUUAGCAACCGGGCUUCAGUGGGGGGGGCUUCCUCUAUAAUAGGGAUUAUCUGCUCACUUCCCAUUGGUCGGUUGUUGCUGCCCAACCCGUGGCGCCGGUUCUGUACAGGAGGGAGAGCCGCUGUGGGCUGCACUAGGAAUAAGCACUGGCUGUAUCGCUAUGGCCUUUCUCUUAGCAACCGGGCUUCAGUGGGGGGGGCUUCCCCUUUAAUAGGGAUUAUCUGCUCACUUCCCAUUGGUCGGUUGUUGCUGCCCAACCCGUGGCGCCGGUUCUGUACAGGAGGGAGAGCCGCUGUGGGCUGCACUAGGAAUAAGCACUGGCUGUAUCGCUAUGGCCUUUCUCUUAGCAACCGGGCUUCAGUGGGGGGGCUUCCUCUAUAAUAGGGAUUAUCUGCUCACUUCCCAUUGGUCGGUUGUUGCUGCCCAACCCGUGGCGCCGGUUCUGUACAGGAGGGAGAGCCGCUGUGGGCUGCACUAGGAAUAAGCACUGGCUGUAUCGCUAUGGCCUUUCUCUUAGCAACCGGGCUUCAGUGGGGGGGGCUUCCUCUAUAAUAGGGAUUAUCUGCUCACUUCCCAUUGGUCGGAGGGCCCCUGUCUGUAAUUGGCUGAGCCCAUGGCACAGCUUGGCAUCACUGGGCACUGCCCCCCCUGCAUCGGGCGAGAGUCGCACAAUUAUCUGUGCCUUAAAUCUUAGUCUUCCCAGAAUAGUGAUGGGCGGAGCCAUAUUGUCCCACUGCAUUAUGGGUGCUGGUGCCAGGGGAAGCUGAGUAUUAAUGGGGCCCCCCCCUCUAUACCCGCAGGCUGUGCCCCGCCCCAGUACUUGCCCUAUGCCUGUUACCCUUACAGGUAUUACUUCCUGUUACGCAGCGCUGCAUGAUGGGAAACCCUCAGUGCCUUACGCACACUCACACUGCAUAUUGGGCACAUUUGGGGUACAGUGGGGUGGGGCUCCCUGCGCAGCCCCCACACACCUACUAUCUGCCCCGGCACCCUAUAGAACUAGCCCCUCAGCGCUUGUACAGGGGGCACGCAGACUGGCGGGGGUGUGGCGUGGGCUCUCUGGUACUCAUGUGCCCCCCCGGGCCGGCUAUAGCGGGUACCCUGACUGCCCUGCGUGCCCCCCAGGCCGGCUAUAGCGGGUACCCUCACUGCCCUGCAUGCCCCCCCUGGCCGGCUAUAGCGGGUACCCUCGCUGUCCUGCGUGACCCCGGGCCGGGUAUAGUGGGUGCCCUGCGUGCCCCCGGGCCGGCUAUAUCAGGUACCCUCGCUGUCCUGCGUGCCCCCUGGCCGGCUAUAGCGGGUACCCUCGCUGUCCUGCGUGACCCCGGGCCGGGUAUAGUGGGUGCCCUCACUGCCCUGCGUGCCCCCGGGCCGGCUAUAUCAGGUACCCUCGCUGCCCUGCGUGCCCCCCAGGCCGGCUAUAGCGGGUACCCUCGCUGUCCUGCGUGCCCCCCUGGGCUGGCUAUAGCGGGUACCCUUGCUGCCCUGCGUGCCCCCCUGGGCUGGCUAUAGCGGGUACCCUCGCUGUCCUGCGUGCCCCCCGGGCCGGCUAUAGCGGGUACCCUCGCUGUCCUGCGUGCCCCCCGGGCCGGCUAUAGCAGGUACCCUCGCUGCCCUGCGUGCCCCUUGGGGUUCAUCAGCGGCUCAUUGGCUAAUACUGAUCACAUGGAGCAGUCACGUGACAGGACAUGGCCAAAGUCCCAAUGAAUUGGUCAAUAGUAUGGGGUGUGUUACCAUAGUUACUGACCAUUCCUAUCCCUGUGCCCUGGGUACAAAGUCUCAAAUGCCCCUGUUGCACUCGUAGUGUUAAUGCCCCAAGCUUUAGGGCAGCAGCGAGGCCUGGGGUGAGUGCCCCCCAAUAAGUGCAAUUGGACCCCCCUCAAUCAUCACAUUUCAGGGUAAAUAAGGGAAUGUGGUGUUGCACUGAGGCGCCAAUCUGUAUCAGAGGGGGCGGGGAAAGCCUGUAAUCGGGCGGGGUCUGAUUUCACUGUGGUCCUGGCGGUUGGCAAAGUAACAGUCACUGUAGGGGUAACAGGUAGUGCCUGGGGUUCUGGGCAGGGGGGGGGCUCUGAGCUGGACCCUAUGACUCACAGGCCCUAUCAGAUGCUCUGUAAUGUAGGGGGUGUGGCCGGAGCAGAAUAUUUACACCCAAUGUACACACCUCUUCCCACCCAUGAGGGGCUGGAUCCACUAGUGGCGCUGGUUGUACCACUGAGCCGUGCCACUGGGGGUGCUACUGAGUGAGGGGGGCUUUUAUAUCUCUUUCUUACAACUUCUGUACUGAGACUUCAGCAAUAAACCUUUUUAAUAACUCCGCC
This is a messenger RNA of Xenopus tropicalis (tropical clawed frog), 4899 nucleotides long. It is a transcript of the gene qrich1l2, whose product is annotated as glutamine rich 1 like 2 Kruppel-associated box containing [provisional]. Gene Ontology annotation, biological process: regulation of DNA-templated transcription. The transcript has 7 exons. NCBI's taxonomy places the organism in Eukaryota, Metazoa, Chordata, Amphibia, Anura, Pipidae. The record is from RefSeq and is a predicted model, not a curated record. The coding region runs from base 319 to 2424 and encodes 701 amino acids.